AAGAAGACGACCGGACUUUAAUCGGGAGUGUAGAUCGAUCGUUCUGGGUGUUGCACACGAUAUACGCGCUGUUCUGUUUGACUGUCCUGCGGAAAACUGUCAGGUCGAGGGAGAAACGUUGGGAAAUCGCUGUCCUCAUCGGGAACAAGGAAGUGCUGGACGGUUCGGAAGGUAGCCAAGCAAUCGCGUUUUGUCUCCUGUCCUAAACGGUUGUUGCUCUGAAUGCUAACCGUUCUGUCUGUCGGAUUUAAAGGUGGUUAGGGCGAAUGGGUGCGAUCGAUGGAAAACUCGCAGCUGCAGGGACAGCGCUCUCUCAGACCAGGGGAAAGGGCUCACAUUGAGCAGCAGUGCUGUCAGUAAGAAGAGAUCCAUCCUGAGGCAGGAAGCAGAGACUCACCGAGAGUCAGAGCAGCAGAGGACAGAGGAGCUCUGUGGAUCUGAGGCACAGAGACCGUGGGAGUUACAGCACAACUCAACACUCAUCCACUGAAGCUCUUAUUUGACACUGUGUCACUCGAAGAUCUAGCACAGAAGAGGGAAAUGCUAGCUGCACAGCUUCCUGUCUGAGAGGAGCCUGGGACUGUGACUCCAUCCACUCUGGAUCAUUCUGAGAUGGAGUCUCUCAGAAAAGCAGAACAGGACUCUUUACCUGCUUUGAAUUGUGAAAAAAUCAAAUCAGAGAGUGAAGAAUGGGAAGACUCGUUAUCACAGCACCUCCCUGAUAGGAUUAUUUAUGGACUUGGGAAAUACAGAGAAAGCAGAAAUAAAAAUGAAGCUGAUGAUUGUGUCGGCACUUCCGAGUCCAGCCCUCAAACUGUACUGAAGUCUGACCAGAUAAAAACAGAGAUUGCUGAACCGGCCGAUUUUAAACAUGGACAGUAUAUUCAGACUGCAGUAAAAAUAGAGCCUGAGGAGUUGGAACAGAUAAAACCAGAAACAGAGGUCCUUAGACCUGAUGUAAACUCAACAGGAACCACAAGACAGACUGAAACAGAGGAGGAUUGUAACGAAUAUGACUGUGCUGGAAAGAGGAAGUCAGAUGUGCAGGUUCGUAAGAGUUUCAGUGAGGAAUCAGAUUCUGGUGUCCUGGGAAAACAAACUCAGACAGUACAAAAGCUGUACUCCUGCACUGAGUGUGAGAAAAGUUUCAGGCAGCUGUGCCGUUUAAAACUGCAUCAGCAGUUUCAUGAAGGAGAGAAAGUACAUUCAUGCCCUGACUGUGGUAAGAGUUUCAAGCAAUCGGGACACUUAAAAAUACACAGAAGAAUUCAUACAGGAGAAAAACCCCACUGUUGCUCCUUAUGUGGGAAGGGUUUCAGUCACCAAGGAAAUUUGAAAACACAUCAGCGAACGCACACAGGAGAGAAACCGUACUCUUGCACUGACUGUGGGAAGAGUUUCAGUCAGUCUGGGAGCUUAAAAACUCACAAACGAAUUCAUACUGGUGAGAAACCAUACUCUUGUACAGAUUGUGGGAGGAGUUUCUGUCAUUUAAGUAGCUUUAAUCAACAUGUAUUAAGUCACACAGACAAAUCAUAUCCUUGCACUGUGUGUGGGAAGUUUUUCUGUGGCCUUGAAAACUUAGAAAGACAUCAGUUGUUUCACACAGGGCAGAAACCGCACUCCUGUGAUGAGUGUGGGAAGAGUUUCACUCACUUAGGAAGCUUACAGACCCACCAGAGAAUUCACAAAGGUGGAAGAACAUAUAUAUGCACAGAAUGCGGAGAACAGUUCUGUAAUUUAGGAAGCCUUAAAGAACAUCAGCAAAUUCACACCAUUGAGAAAGAAUACACGUGCACUAUAUGUGGGGAUAGUUUUAGUCACUUGGGACAUUUUAAACAGCAUGAACAAGUUCACACCAAAGAAACCACGCUCUUGCCCUGAAUUUGUGAUUUAUGUGUAUGUGCUGUCAGGACCUCUCCUGCCAAACAGCUGAACUCAGUGAUGUGGGUCUUAGUGAGUUCUUGGAUAUGAGACAUUUGCUAAAGCUGGGUUACUGCUGGAAGGAGUGUUCCGGCACCACUAGGAGCCUGUCUUCUCUCUGAGCUAAGCAAAUCCAACUCCCCAGUGCAGUUAUGAGUGCACAGGAGAAGGUGGCAGUUUGUGGAUAGGAUGUUAACCUUGAUGUCUUGGUCAAAUUUCCACACUGGCUGCUUACCUAUGACCACCCAGUCGCCCCCUACAGCUGACUGCCUGUGUAAUACCUUGCAUUGUCCACCUGCCUUGUGUCCCAGGCCCACACUGGUCAACACAGAACUGAGCUCUCAGCUGACCUCCCUGGUUUGAUAAAUAAAAUGUUAAAUAAAAUACAUAUUUUGAAAUAAAUGUCUUUGUUUAGCACCCUUCUGCAUGGAGAAGAGGGGGCAAGAAUACCUUGUGUGCCAUAACAAGGGACAGCAGUUGUCUAUUGUUAAAGCCCACAUGAUAAAGAAAGUGUAAAUGUUUUGUUUUUUCUUCAAUUGUAUAAAUGUCUCUGUUCUGAAUUCUUUCACUAUCAUUUAUUUUUAUCUGCAACAAUGAAUUGUAAAAUUCAGACAUUGGUUUCUACUUUUUGUUUUUAAGCUUGUCCUAUAUAUGUUAUUACUUAUUUAUUUAUAUUGUUAGUUACUUUCCCUACUGUGGAAUCACCAAUUGUGCAUCAGGUUACCAGGAAUUCAAACAUAGAACAGAGUGUAGGCACGUCCCCCUGAUGUCAUCUGAGCAGUUUGUAGACAGCUGACACUCUGCAGGGUGUGGAGGAUGGAACACUGACCCACGAGGUCCACCCCGUCCCGUCAGAAGGAAGGAAACUGUGUUCCCCUGCUACAGACUCUGUUAUUGUGGUCUGGUGAAAGAGCUGGACUCAAAGCUGGGGCAGAGCUGUAUACCUUAGCAUGAGAUCCCAUGAGCCCCAUGGCUGGAAGAGUUUUCUGCCAGAUCACAGUAUGGCGCAGAGAGAAAAGAAGUGCAGCCACCUGUGCAACAGUGUCAGUUUAUUGGACUAUUAGCAUCUGCCCUGUCUGUUAGUGGAUAUUUCUACUUUGCUAAACAGCCAAUGAACCCGUAGUUAUAUGUCUUAUUACCUGUCUUAUUUUUAAUAUUUGCAUUAUGAAGAAAGUGUCUUUAAUUUUCACCAAUCCAUGAUGGGUAGUUAUAUUGUCUGUAUUAUUUUAGGUGUAUGUUGCAGUGAGAGAAUAUUAAGAACUUGUGACUCUGUAGGACAGUCUCUGCAUAGUGUUUUCUGUAUGAUGUUUAUCAAAGUAUUCGUGGAUCUGAGGGCACAGCUGCACCCCUGCAGUCAGGUUCUGAAGGCCAGUGUCCUAUCAGAGACUGAUCUGCUGGCGUACGCUGUGCUGUUUCUGUAGGAAAGAGGAGGUAAAAUAUUCACUGAAAGAGGUUAAAGGCAAGAUGGGUGAUGGAUUUUAAAUAUAACAGGCUUGCUUGGUUCAGCAACAGGAUGGAUGGACACACAGCUUUGUGUAUUUUAAACCUGUUUAAAGUGGAAUUCUGUUUUGUUCUGUCCAUUCUGCCUGUUUUAUUUAGCCCACGUUCACAUGUACCUUUUGAUUUCUGUCCUAGGUUCUCUUCUGUAGUUGUCUAUACUCUCCUGGUGUGGUAAAAUGAUCUUCCUCAGUUAUAGCUCAUUGUUUGUGAUGUUAUUGUUCUAUUAAACUCAAAGACGUUAUCUGGCUUCAGCAUCAGCUGAUGGCACAGAUGGGAUUGGACUUGGGCUGUAGGUCUCAGC
Molecule: messenger RNA, 3724 nt
Organism: Megalops cyprinoides (Indo-Pacific tarpon)
Lineage: Eukaryota; Metazoa; Chordata; Actinopteri; Elopiformes; Megalopidae
Product: zinc finger protein 501-like
Exons: 2
Coding region: 613-1884 (423 amino acids)
Biological process (GO): regulation of cytokine production; regulation of immune system process; negative regulation of transcription by RNA polymerase II
Source: RefSeq, a predicted model, not a curated record